Molecule: messenger RNA, 2382 nt
Organism: Sinocyclocheilus rhinocerous
Lineage: Eukaryota; Metazoa; Chordata; Actinopteri; Cypriniformes; Cyprinidae
Product: RNA-binding protein 10-like
Exons: 17
Coding region: 1-2382 (793 amino acids)
Biological process (GO): mRNA splicing, via spliceosome
Cellular component (GO): nucleus
Molecular function (GO): RNA binding
Source: RefSeq, a predicted model, not a curated record
AUGGGCGUAUGGGGCGGUCGUGGUGACCGCAUGGGUCGCUAUGGGAAAGAGUCUGAUGAUCAUGACUAUAGGGACAUGGACUAUCGCGGCUAUGGGCAAGAAAAUAGACUGAAUAGCAGGUUAACAAAUGUAAGACAGCACGAGCCUGAUAGUAGUUUUGAAGGCAUGAGAGAUUUUGCCUCAGGUAAUUUCUUGAAUAACCGACCCGUAUUCAGACAAAAGGGAAACCAUGGAUCCAAAAACAGCCAACUUGGAAAAAGUCUCCUCCAAAGUCCCCCAAAUGAGAAUAUCCACUCAAGAUUCCAGCAAGAUGAUGAGGAUUAUGAGUUUGACCCAGAGAUUGAUGCACACCGGAGAGAUAUCCAGACAUUUAGAUCAGGACAGAAGGUCUAUCUGGAUGAACAAACCGCAGAUGAAGGUGAAGAAAAUGAGGACAACACCUGGGGCAGAGUUAAAGGGCGGCACAACUCUCAGGGCGAAUACAGUGCAGAAUGGAGAGCUGAGGAAGACAAACAUAUCAGACAUUCUGCACACAAACAAGGGUUUCCUGACCAAUCCCAACCAGCUAGGGACAAAAUAAGAGAUGGAAGCUUUCAUCAUGCUCUAGAAAUGAGCCAGGAGGAGCCAGAACCCCGUGACCAGGACUACAGGUCUGAUACAGAGCAGGCCCAAAAACCCAGCAACAUUGUCAUGCUGAGAAUGCUCCCACCAAAUGCAACUGUUAACGAGAUUCGGGCUCAACUGCAAGAGCAAGGGAUCCAGCCCAGAGAGAUUCGCCUCAUGAGGAACAAGUCUUCAGGUCAGAGCAGAGGAUUCGCCUUCGUCGAGUUUAAUCACUUGCAGGAGGCCAGCCGCUGGAUGGAGACCAACCAGAGAGUGCUCACUAUAUUGGGACAGCGUGUAUCUAUGCACUACAGUGACCCAAAGCCCCGUGCUAAUGAAGACUGGCUCUGCAAUAAGUGUGGAGUACAGAACUUCAAACGAAGAGAAAAGUGUUUCAAAUGCGGAGUUCCAAAAUCAGAGGCUGAGUUGAAACUGCUUCUGGUGCCAAAGAGUUUACCUCUGGGGCAAUUAAAGGACUCCGCUCAGGGUUUACUGCCCCUUCCUGCCAUAUACCAGACAGCAGCUCCACUAAUCAACUUAAGUUCCUCGUCCCUGGCUGCCGAGGUGGCCAAUGACACUCUGAUUUUGAGGAAUCUGGGAACCCAUACAACGCUGGAGGCCAUUUUGUCUGCUCUGGCACCAUUUGCUACUCUCUCACCUUCAAAUGUACGGCUCAUCAAAGACAAACAGACGCAGCUCAACCGAGGGUUUGCUUUCCUGCAGCUCACUACUAUUGUGGAGGCUUCACAGCUGCUUCAGAUCCUCCAGUCCCUGCAGCCUCCUCUCUCUAUCGAUGGAAAGCUAAUUUCUGUGGAGUUUGCCAAGGGCUCCAAACGUGAUGUUUUUCUGACAGAUGGCAAUCGGGUGAGUGUGGCGACAGUAGCGAGUACAGCUAUAGCUGCAGCUCAGUGGGCCGUCACGCAGACGGCCCAGCUCUCGGCAGCAGCUCAGAGCGGUGAUAUCGGUGUGCACCAGCAGGGGGCGGCAGCAGCUGUGUUUGGGCAAGAGGCCGUGCAGGUUGUCAGUGCAGAGACACAAGCCUUUAAAGGGCGAGUGCCUGCGCUACUGACCAGCCACACAACAUUAGGUGCUACUGACGGAGGAACAGCCUCUACAGGAGAAACAGGUGCUACCUCCAUAUUGGCGCUCGCAGCAUCCCACACCCAACUUAUCACCACUACAACCUCCACACAAGCCCAUCAGGCCCCGGUGGAAAUCAUUGGGAAACCUCAGCCUGCUACCCCAAACCAGCCUGCCACACCUGGAACCGCUCUGGAGUGCCAGCCCUGCAAUUGCAGCUGUUACUACUAUAAUCCCCAUACGCAGCAGUACAUGUACUGGGAUGGGGAAAGACACACGUAUGUUCCUGCCCCGUCACAGACGUCCGAUGACACCACAGACGCUGCGGCCGCAGGAGCGAUCUCUGACCUUACAGGUGCUCCCAACAGCAGCAAGGACAAGAAGGACAAGCCCAGGAAUAAGACGGCACAGCAGAUCGCCAAAGACAUGGAGCGGUGGGCCAAAAGUCUGAACAGGCAGAAGGAGAACGGGCGAGUACUGAGCACUAACUCUCGACUGAUGGCACAGGGGAGACCCGAUGACAGACGGGAAUCUGCCAGCGCUGAUGCAGGCUACGCCGUCCUGGAGAUGAAGGUUGGGUUUUUACACAGUCCUCCUCAGGGUCUGGUGGCAGGAUACAGUGGAGAGACAGACAGUGAGGAGGAGGCUGGAGAGCGAGAGGAGAGGCUGACAGACUGGUCUGCGGUCAAAUUGUUCUGA